CUUGGCUCUGCUCCUACUCAGCUACUCUCUCACUCAUCACACAGCAUCCAACAACUCCCAAAGGCUGGUAGACAAAUUUCCUUAGAAAAGACUCACGGUGAUUCAGUGGAGACUGACAGAGAGAAUGGAGACCUACCGGGCAUCCGUGUCCUCCCUGGACGAAGAGUCCUCUCAAAUGUGGAGACUAAACAAACGCUUGGAAAGUUAUCUCUCCCGGGUAAAGUCCCUGGAAGAAGAGAAUGAGAUGCUAAGAGCGGAGAUCCAUCGCCUGAAAGACACGAGGUCUGAGAGUUCCCUGGUGAGGAAGUACCACGAGGAGAUUAUGAAGCUGAGGGACGCUCUGGAUGACAGCCACCAGGAGAUGAUCCAGGUGGAGAUGGCCAAGGAUGACAUUCAUCAGGAGAUACAACACGUGAAAGAAUUGUGCCUGCAGGAGCAGCAAGCUCGCCAAGAUGUCAAGAAAGAGUUGCUUGAGAGCCAGAAGACCCUGGAAGAGGAACAGAGAGCCCAGACAUGGCUGAAAGAUAGACUUGUUCAACUCCAGGAAGAGUUAGAGGACAUCCUCAACACCCACGAAGAAGAAAAGGCGCUGAUGGAGGAAGAGAUCUCAAGCUACUCCCAAAGACUGGGGAACGUCAGGCUUGCUCCUGUAGCUUUCCAGCCGGUCAACGUGGAGGAUUAUGCCAGCAAGCUGUCCCAGAUCUGGCAGGGUGCUGUGGAGGAGUACAAGAAUGAAGUGUCAGCUCUGGAAACCAGUUUGUCAGAGAGCCAUGAAAACCUGAGGAAGGUGGUGGAUGAGAAUAAAAAGAGUCAGCUGCAUCUGCAGAACCUGGAUAGAGAGUUGCAGACUCUGAAGGAGAGGAAAGAUAUGCUGGAGGAACUCGUCUCCCAGCAGUGGCUGGACCAGCAAGAAGAGGAAGGGAAGCUACAGCUUGAAAUUGAAGCCUUGGAGAAGGAGAAACAGGAUCUGAGGGUCCAGAUAGCUCAGGUCCUCGAGGACAGGCAGCAGCUGAUGCACCUUAAGAUGUCCCUCAGUUUGGAAGUGGCUACAUACAGAUCCCUGUUAGAAGCGGAGAGUACAAGAAUAUACUCACCAAGUGUGGAUUAUAAAGUGUCUUCGGCCUUUAACGAUUCGGUGCUGGAGCGGAAGGAACUCAGAAAAAGACAGGCCGAAAAUAGGGACUAUAGACUCUAUGGCAGCAAACAGAGUGCAGAGACGUCAACCCCAAAUCGCUACCUAAACGUGAAAAAUACCUCAUUUUCAAGCAGAGCCAGCCCUGUAACCAAAGAGUUCCAGAAAGUAAGCUCCGUGCUUCAGUCUCAAAGCCUAAAAUACGCCAAAGCCUCAUCUGCUAAGGCAGCUACUCCAUUACCUACUGUUGAAAGCAAUUUAGAGAGUUGUGCUUCAACUGGAGACGUUUUUAGGAAAAGUAAAGUAGAAACCAUUUCUCACUCAUGUACUCGGGAUUCAUCGAAAGCUGUUACCGAAGAGACUGUAAAGAAUGACACAAAAGACUAUACUGUUCCAAACAGAAAUAUCAACCACACAAUAGACACAAAGUUAAAGGAAACAGAAUUUCUGGGUGGUGUUGAGAGCACUCAGUAUACAACAGACCUUCUGGAGUCUUCUUUGAAAACUAUUGAAAAACACAACCAGGUUAUCUACGAUUUUGUGGCGGAGGGUCAACAGAAUUCUCUGCAGGUCCAAAACAAAGACCAUGAUACCCAAUUCAAUGAGACACCUCACAAAGAUAAGAGCAGGCUAGAUGUCCCACAAACUGUCAUUGACAGUCCAUGUGAAGGCUUUGAGAGUGUACUUGCAGGACAUUUCAAUGAAAAACAUGAGACUCUUAGAGAAAUUGACGUUUGUCAGAAAGGUUAUUUUGAAAAACAAGAAAUAGUGGAAUUAACAAUUAAUGGAAAUAUUGAAGGACCUGGAGAGGUCCAGAAUUUUAAAGAGCCAAUUACAACAAACGCAGAUGACUCUCUGGCUUCGUCACAGAUAAAGGAACAAGAAAAAACAUCUUCAGUUGAAACAGAAGAACCAAAACUGUUCCCCUCUGAUUGUGUUUCAGACCAUGGACUUGCCAGUUGCAAAGAUGACGUCAAUGAUACAGCAUCCUUUGAUACUGAACACAUUGUUGGCUCUUUAAGUAAUAGUAAAGAGACCAUAAAUCUAUGGCCAAAUAAUGAAGAACCUUUGCAAAUCAAUGAUGAUGAUGUUGAUAUAAGUGUUGCUGAACAGAAUACUUACCUUUUAAAACAGGUUGAAACUGAAAGUGACCUUCAAGAGGAAGUGACAUUGUGUCAGCAUUUUAGUGGGCUAAGUGCUUUAAAGGAAACCAGUAACCAGUUAUUUGAUAAUGCAGAAGACAUUAUAAGAGAAAGCCAAGACCAACAGAAACUGAGGGACACGCAACAAAAGAUUGAGCAUGCUGAGGCAGAUACAGAGGAUGUUAACCUGGAACUUAGUGAUCUUGAGAAUGUUAGACAACCCUCCACAAAAGAUGAAGAUAUUUCUGAUGGUCUUCAGUCAUUUGAUAUCAAACAUGCGGUUGACCAGUGGACUGAUGGUAAACAAGAGACCCCACAGCUGGAUAAAUGUUUUGAGCUUUCUGAUGCAGAACAUCCCACUGAUAACUUAAAGCCUGAGGAGGAUGAAGCUCAGCUUUCAGAAGAAGUCACAAUAUACCAGGAAGUUCAUUGUUUAAGUGUUGAAAAGGAAGAUAACCAAUUCAUUGAUAAAGAAAAUCAGAAAGCAGAGGAUGAUCAUGAGUUAAAUAAUGAAGAUCAAGUAGAUGCCAUCUUGAAACAUGUGGAAUCUGAAAAACAUCUUCUAGAGGAAGAAGUGACUGUGGGACAACAGUGUCACCUAUUAGGUGCUCAGCAGGAUAGUAGCCAACUACCAGACAUUGAAAUGCAUAUUCAAACUGAAGAUCAAGAGGAUCAGAAGAACUUUGAGUUGAAUAGCAAAGAACAGGAGAGCAGAGUCCCUGAAGAAGAGCAGGAGAGAGACAAUAUAAGUGAUACAGAGAGAAUCAAUCAUGAGUCUAGUGAAAAAUCCAACCAAGCAAAUGAUGACCAAGAGAUUGUCAACCAGUUGAAUGGUGUCUAUCAGGAAAAUAACCAAGUAUCUGAGAACUUUAAGAACAUCCAGACUGCAAGCCAGGAAGAACAGGCAAAUGAAUUCAAUGGCCUAGAAAAGAAUACUCAGGUUUCCGAUGCGCAACAGGGAAAUGACAUAAUCAUCAUCACAGAGGAAAUUACCAAAGUGUUCAAUGUUAAUGACCAAGCCAUGCAAUACUAUGGCAAUGAAGAAGACAUUGUUCAGCUGAAAGAUAUUCAGCAAGAAAAUAACCAGCGAUCCGAAAAGGUGGAAGGUACUCAGCACUCAAGCAAGAAAGACCUAGAAAAUGUGGCUUUGGCAAACACAGAAGAGAGUCGAAAUAUAAAUGGUAAUGGUGGAAAUGCUAUUGAGGAAGACCAAGAAAUCCAAACACUGGAUGUUACAGACAUUGCCAAUUUGUCGAGUGCUAUUAAACAGGACAUUUACCAAUUAUCAGAGAAUUUCCCAGAUAACCAAGAUUUAACAGAGGAAGAAGAGAAAUGUUCAAAGCAAAGAGAUUCUGAACUGGACAAUAUCAGUUUAGCCGAGGAGCAGGAAUCCCAGCUGCCGGGAGACAAAAUAAUGAGUCAUAUGAUUGAUGAUGCAGAAGUCAGUGGAGAGGAACUGAUUAAUGAAGAUACCAAUGCUCCAUCACUUGAUGAGAAACAAGAUGAAAAACAAGAGGUUAUAUUUAAUAAAAACACUAUAUCUGAUAAAGGAGAAGACAGGUUACAGGCUAACCAUGAAUUACAAAAUGAAAUUGAUCUGAUUGAUGCAGAGCAUCAAAGUGUUGAGUUAAUCUCUGACCUGUGUAGUAAGAUGCCAGAAGGUGAACAUAGGAGUCUAGAUGUGACUGAAGCCGAGGGAGAUAAACAGUUAGAAGGGGAUGACCAGGUUCCUUUGCCAUUUGGUAAUACAGAAGAAACUUACAUCACAGCUCAAUCAUUUCACAAGGAGCAAUGUGUUCAUCAGUUAGGUAAUUUAGAAGAGGAUUCUAGACAAUUACUUGGUGAAGAAGAUAACAAAGGUCUGAUUGACCAAGAUAGUUCUCAGUCACAGGCUGGAGAAGAAAUAAGUAAAGAAAAUAAUGAAGUUGUUUCCACAGUAGAUUCUCUAAUUGAAUACAGCAAAUCAAUUGACAAUGAGGUAAUCAUACAAUCAUCCCAAAGCACACUUGAAUCGGAUGCUGAGCAACCUGAAGGUGAGUCCACACCAACAAGCAAAGUAGAAGAAAGCCAGUUCACAGAGAAUGAUGUUGAAGGAAAUCUUAUAGGAAGUGAUACUGAGCAGUAUGUUGCUGAAGAUGAUAGGUCCUUGUUGACAAUUACAGAAUCUGAAAGUCAAUUACUAGGACAUGAAGCAGAUGAAAGACUUAUUAGAAGUGAUGGCACAGAAAAUGACAGUCAGCUUAAUGAGCCUGAAACAAUAAUUCAGUAUGAUUCUGAAGCGUGCACUGAUAGAAACACAGAGGAGGAACUGGAAAGCCAUAAUGUGCAUAAUGCUGACCAGGUGGCAGAAGUUGUAAAUGACCAUCUGAGAGACACAGAGGUCACAGCUAGCGAUCUGCAGGAAAGUGAAGAUUUAAGCCAAACAGGUGGAGAAGAAAAGGAUCAAGUAGUCCUCAUAACAGAAGAAAACUCUGUACCUGAGGAUAAUGAAGUGAUCAAGCAAUCAGUUGGAAAUGAUUCUGAUGAAUCUACACAAACACAUGCAGCACAGGAUAGUCAGUCACCAGAGAAUGAGACAGAGGUGGAACUGGUCAGCCAUAUUGUGGAAGUCCCCGAACCAGUGACCAAUAAUGAGCAUCUUGGUGAUACAGAAACCAAAAUAAGCUCUCAGCCAGAAAAAGAUAAACAUUUAAACCAAUUAGGAGGAGAAACAGAAAUAAUUCAAGAGAGGUUUGAAAUAGUAAAGGAGGCCACGCCAUCAGUUCAGAAAGACUAUGAUAUUGAGCAGUGUAUUGCUAAAGACGAUAAGUCCUUGUUGGCAAGCACAGAAUCUCAAAGUCAAUUGUUAGGACAUGAGGCAGAGGAAAGUCUUAUUAGAAGUGAUAACACAGAAACCGACAGUCAGCCUGAACCAAUCAUUCAAGAUGAUUCUGAAGUGUGCAUUGAUAGGAACACAGAAGAGGAACUGGAAAGCCGUAAUGUAGAUAACACUGACCAGGUGGCAGAAGUUGUGAAUGAACAUCUCAGAGACACAGAGGCCACAGUUAGCUUUCUGCAUGAAAGUGAAGAUUUAAGCCAAAGAGGUGGAGAAAAAGAAGAGGAGGAUCAAGUAGUCCUCACAACAGAAGAAUACUCUGCAUCUGAGGAGAAUGAAGUGAUCAAUCAAUUAGGUGGAAAUUAUUCUGAUGUUGUAGAAGACAAUGAAUCUACACAAAUACAUGCAGCACAGGAUAACCAAUUAGCAGAGAAUGAGACAGAGGUGGAACCAGAUAGACAAACCUUCAAAGACCCUGAACCAAUCGUAUGUGACACAGAACCCAAAAUAUGUUCCCAGCAGGAAAAUGAAAAUGAACAAUUAAACCAAUUAGGAGGAGAAACAGAAAUAAUUGAAGAGAGCUUUGAAGUCGUGGAGGAGGCCAAGCAAUCAUUUCAGAAAGACUAUGAUAUUGAGCAGUGUGUUGCUGAAGAAGAUAGGUCCUUGUUGACAAGCACAGAAUCUCAAAGUCAGUUACUAGGACAUGAAGCAGAGGCCACAGUUAGCUUUCUGCAGGAAAGUGAAGAUUUAAGCCAAAUAGAUGAAGAAAAAGAAGAGAAGGAGCAAGUAGCUCUCACAAAGGAAGAAUAUUCUGCAUCUGAGAAUGAAGUGAUCAAGCAAUCAGUUCAAAAUGAUUCUGAUGUUGUAGAAGACAAUGAAGCUGCAGAAACACAUGCAGCACAGGAUAGUCAGUCACCAGAGAAUGAGACAGAGGUGGAACCAUAUGGUCAUAAUGUAGAUGUCCGUGAACCACUGCCCAACAAUGACCAUCUCAGUGAUACAGAAGCCAAAAUAAGUUCUCAGCAGGAAACUGAAGAUGAACAUUUAAACCAAUUAGGUGAAGAAAAAGAACCAAGUCAAGAAAGUUCCAAAACAGCGAAGGAGGCCAAGCAAUCACUUCAAAAAGAUUAUGACAUUGAGCAGUGUGUUUCUGAAGAAGAGCUGUUGACAAGCAUAGAAUCCCAAGGUCAGUUACUAGGACAUGAGGCAGAGGAAAGUCUUAUUAGAAGUGAUAACAAAGAAACUGACAGUCAACUUAAUGAGUCUGAACCAAUCAUUCACGAUGAUUCUGAAGCACACACUGACAGCAACACAGAGGAACUGGAAGCCAAUAAUGUGGAUAAUGCUGACAACAUGUCAAAACUUGACAAUGACCAUCUGAGAGAUACAGAGGCCACAGUUAGCUUUCUGCUGGAAAGUAAAGAUGUAAGCCAAACAGGUGGAGAGAAAGAACAGGAGGAUCAAGUAGUCCUCACAACAGAAGAAUAUUCUGCGCCUGUGUAUACUGAAGUAAUCCAGCAAUCAGUUGGAAAUUAUUCUGAUGUUGUUGAAGACAAUGAAUCCACACAAAUAUAUGCAGCACAGGACAUCCAGUUACCAGAGAAUGAGACAGAGGUGGACCUGGUCAGCCAUAAUGUGGAAAACCCUGAACCAGUGCCCGAAAAUGAGCAUCUUGGUGAUACUAUCAGGAACACAGAGGAUGAACUGGAAGCCAAUAAUGUGGAUAACAUUGACCAGGUGCCAAAAGUUGUCAAUAACCAUCUGAGAGAUACAGUGGCAGCAGUUAGCUUUCCGCAGGAAAGUUAUGAUUUAAGCCAAACAGGUGGAGAAAAAGUACAGGGGGAUCAAGUAAUGCUCACAACAGAAGAAAACUCUGCAUCUGAGGAGAAUGAAGUGAUAAAGCAAUUAGUUGGAAAUGAUUCUGAGAGAGUCGAAGACAAUGAAUCUACACAAACAAAUGUAGCGCAGGACAGUCAGCUACCAGAGAAUGAGACAGAGGUGGAACUGGUCAGCCAUCAUUUGGAAGACCAUGAACCAGUGCCUGACAAUACUUAUCACAGUGCUACAGAAGCCAAAAUAAGUUCUCUGCAGGAAAAAGAAAAUGUACCUUUAAACCAAUCCUGUGUAGAAACAGAAUUAAGUCAAGAGAAUUAUGAAAUAGUGGAGGAGGCCAAGCAAUCAGUUCAAAAUGAUUCUCUUGUUGAAGACAAUGAAUCUACAGAAACACACGCAAUACAGGAUAGUCAGCUACCAGAAAAUGAGACAGAGGUGGAACCAUAUAGUUAUAAUGUGAACGUUUGUGAGCCAGUAUCUGACAAUGACCAUCACAGUGAUACUGAAACCAAAAUAAGCUCUCAGCAGGAUAAAGAAGACAACCAAUCAGACAGAGGAAAAGGAGAUGGUGAAGAGAUUUCCGAAGCACUUUUCACAGCAAAAGAAUACACUGUAUCCAAUGAGAAGGACGAGAUCAACCAAACAGUCCGAAAAGAGUCUGGUGUUGAGAACAAUAGUAUGGUCUUGUUGAGUAUCAUUCAAAACAAUCUUCGAUUUGCAAGUGAUAUUGAUGGAGAAACUGAACUGACACCACAACAGCAUAGUGAUGAGCUGUGUGAGGAGAAAGCAGAAUUAAGUGAAAAUUCCAACCUGGAUAAUUGUGACAAUAAGCACAAUAAUAUAAUUGUUGAAGAGACAAUUUCUGAGGACAAAAUACUUGAAGAGAAAGAACGAAAACUGGAAGAUAUUGAUACAGAAAAUGCUAAGAAUGAAAAAAUACAUCAGAACUUCCCAGCAGAACAGCAAGAACCCGCUAAUGUAGACAAAGUGUACCAAAUAAAGGAUGUUGACUAUGAAAAUAAUGAAGAAAGGGUGGAAGAGUCUAUAGUUCAGAUUGGAACGAGUGCAAAUUCACAGGAACUUUCACACGAGAUCCCCCCUGGGAUAUUAGAUGUUUUAAGCCCCACUGGACAUCAGGAGGAGAUUGAAGACAUCCAAGCAGUCAGUAAUCUGACAGAUCAACCUUCUAUAUCUGAUGAAUCAUUGUGUUCUCAAGAUAUCUCAGUAUGUUCCGAGAAGAGUGAGGAUUUUGAAAUCAGUAAAGAUUAUCAGUUGGAGCAAACUCUUCCGGAUACAACACCAUUGCCUAACCUUGAUGAUGAAUUUGAUGAAUUAGCAGACAAUGACAUAAUACCAGCAUCAGGACAACCUGAAGAUGUUGCAGAUCCACACGUUCCCGAGUACAGAGCAGAAAAUGAGCAGGAUGACCAGGUGUUAGACAGCAGUUUAGAGUCACAGACAUCACAACUAGCCACAGGAGAAAAUGAGCAAUCCUCUGUAAGUAAAGAAGAUGAAGUAUGUAAUAUUGAACUAGAAUAUAAAGAACAAGAAGCUGAAAUACCUAAAGUUCAGCUGGAGAAAGAGGAUGCCGAUAAGUUUGAGAAACAAAAACAGGAGCCAGAUUUCUUAGCUGGGAACUCAUCUGAAGCACUGGAUGAUGAUACGUCAGCUCUUAAGCAGGAAAAGCAGCAUGAAGAUCUAGCAGUCAGCACGCUGGAAAAUGAAAACUCUGAAUCUGAAGAAUCCAUGAAUUCACAAGAAGAGGUCUCAAUGUACUCACUGCAGAAUGAAUUCAAAGACAGCAAAGACAACCAGUCAGAGCAAACUCUACUGGACACGAUACCAUCAUCUGACCUCACAGAGAAACUUGAGAAGUUGGCAGAAAACCAGUUGCAGUUGACAUCACAAUUUGAACAUUGUUUAACUGUAGAUGAAGCUGCAAAUGAAAAGACAUGUUUAACAGAAGACACUGAACUGGUUUAUCCACCUGAACAUCGUGAGACAGAAUUACAUGCAGAUGCUGACAUAACACCUGUAGCCGAAGAUACAACUGUAGCACUGAAUCAAGAUAUAAAUUUUUCAGGAGGAAAUGCAGAUUCAGCAGAAAAAGACAGCCUAAUUAAGAACCAAACUGACUUACAACAGGAAACAGAGUUGGAUAGUGACACUAAUAGAAUUGAACAUAGCAAUAAAGUUCAUAUUGAAGACUCUCACCAGAAUGAAAGCAAGGAAGGUGAUUUAGAAUUUACAGAUGUUCGUAUGGAGAAAGAAACCGCUAUUGAUCCUUUUCACGAAGUAAAAGAUUAUAAUAUCAGACCAGGUGUACACAUCACCCUUAGUGAACAGUCUGAAAUACAAUACAAAAUAAGUGUGGACAAUCCCCAAGGAAAUGUAGAAGUAGAAAAUAUAAUUUCAGAAAGUGAAGGUUCUUCAGAUGACAUCUCACCAAAUGUGACCACUGUCCGCGACGUUCCUGAGCCGGAAGACGAAAUAGACAAAAUUACAGAGGAAGAUUACAAUGGUGGUAAAGUUGAGCAGAUUUUUGAAGAUACAUACGGAGGUGAAACGUCGUCAACUCCUGAACUAGUUCCCAGUUCGAGUCCUUCUGAACCCCCGACAUCAGAUGAUGAUAAAGACACUACCGGUGAAAGUAGCGAUUCUUCACUUGACUCGUACAGUGCUUUUGAGAGAGGAGCAUUUCAGGAAGGCAAGGCUGUAUCAGAAUGCACAGCAGCACAUCAGAUAGAUACUAACACAGUGAACGGACUACACAAGCAUACCAUUGUACAGGCCACACUCGACUUAGAAGACCAUCUGUUCAAUGGCCAUUCCAAAAAGCAGCACAGUGAAAUAGUCAUUUCUGAACGGAAGACUAUUGUGACGUGGGAAGGUGACACUGCCAAUGAACAUGCUCAGGAUAUUCUAGAAAACCCUGAGAUUAAAUUUGCAAUGUCAAAAGGAAAGAUUGAGGGUAUCUUCCAGUCUGUGCCUGAAACUCCAGACCAUGGGGAGCCUAGUCGAUUAGAUGAAGGCAUUGAAAUUAAAAAAGAAGCCUAUGCUGCCGUUGAAUAUGAUGAGCCUGCUGCUAAUAAAAUGAAUUAUACCAAGAAAGCAAUAAACCCAUAUCUUAGUGAUAAUGAAUUUAGCGAUCAAUCUCAAAUAAAGUCUUCGCUGGUCGUUGAAGAUAUUAUGAUAGAUACCAACAAGAACCAGGAGGCCAGUGAGACAUUGUUGUGUUUAAACCAGGAAAAAGAAGAUUUGUGGUCAUCAGACAACUAACUGGACUAAAUGACGCUGUUUGUAAAAUGGCAAAAACAUUAUUUAUUUGAAAGUGAUGACAACAAUGGGUGUUUGCUCCGAUUAUGGGGAAAUGAACAGUGACAGGCCCAAGUCCAAAGUGAAUGCCCUAAGAUCUGUGCCAGCAGUUUUGUACAGGCACGAGGGGAGCUGGAACAUUUUAGGGGUCCACCUAACUCAUUGGAUCAGAAAUUCAGAGGCCUGCACCAGGCACACAACACGUAGCUAGCUGACGUUUUGGCCAGGCCAUAUUACCAAAAGAGACCUGUAUGCAUGGAAUGGCAUAUUAUCAUAUGUAAUCUCUUGUGCGAGUCCUAUAGGCAAGGAAUCAAACAAGGUUUAUUGGAUGUUCAACUCCACUAUUUCAAUGUAUUUGAAUUUAGAGGGUGAGAGGUCCAGCUUGAGAUUCUUAUCUCUCUUCAUUCUGACAACUAAUAAUUGCAUUUUUUUUUUCCAGACUAUUACAUUGUUUUGCAUGGUACAUCACCUCUAUUAUAUAUGAGCAAUCACCGGUGCACGUUUUCUUAUCACUUGUCUGUGCUUUGAGAUUAUUUAAAUUCAUAUUGUUGUAAUUUAUUAUAUUAAAGAUACAAAAAUAACAAAAUAUUGUUGGUUAAGCUCAAGAUACCUGACUAAACUGCAGAUGUCUCUCAUACGAGAUGGAGGCAGCCAUUUUGUAGAACCAAGCACUAUUAAUCAAAUUGCGGACUACACCUUCACUCUGGGCCAACCGUGUGGGGGCAUGGCCACACCUUGUUGGGAUACGUAGUACUGCUUAAGGUAGCAUAGUCACACCAUCUUAGGGGUGUGGCUUCACAUCAAUGGCAGGUCCAUGCUCCCAAAAUGGCCCAGACCUAAGAACUUUCUACCCAAACCCCCUCUUGGCACCUCUGAAUUCACUAGGGGCCAGUGACUCAUGAAUAUUACUCAUUAAGUGAUAUUAUUGGCGUCUAGCGGAUUGUGGAACUGCAGUCUCAUCUCAUAAAAUGGCUGCCUGAUGUUAUUUAAAAGAACAGUGUCACUUUACAAUAGGUGAGAUAUAUUCAAGCUUUAGCAUCAACAAAUAUAUAAAUGAGGACUGAAGAGACCUGAAAUGUUAAUGUAGAUGACCUCUUUUCAUAGGACCCUCAUCAAAGCAAGGCUGUCUUCUUUUUGGUUGCUUGACAUAUUACCUCUUGUCCUCUUUUUGGUUUCUACUGCAAAAGACAGGCUCAUUCACUAUAACAUAUUAUAACAGCUACUGCCACUACGGCAAAGAUAAAUCUAGUGAUAUUAAGUAAAUUGCAUCAAUUUCAACAAUGUGUGGAGAAGUACAGGUUCUCUAUAUUUGCUUUAAAACAGUCGUAGGGAAGUUGUGGCCCUUCAUGUGUUGUGGAACCACAAAUCCCAGCAUGUCUUGCUGGAAUUUAUGGUUCCACGGAAGGUGCGAGGGGUCUCUGCUUGACUACCUCCAGUUUCAAGAACAACCCAUACCUAUAUAUAUCACAGGAACCAGAAAUGAAUAACAAGUUUAUGCUAGGGAUUGAGUAAAACUGACUUCAGUGCUAUAAUUGCUGAUUAUGAUCUGAAUAAGGAUCUGAUUCUGAUUUGGGAGUAAAGCAAAAAAAAAAAAAAAAAGCAAGCAACUUGGUAUCUGGAACAAACCAUGAGGCAUAUGUAAUAAGGUCCGAGUUUGCCGGAGAUGCGUGAUGCUGGACGAUCUCUGAGGUUUUUUUAAAGCGGCAUUCGUUGACAAGGCAUGGUUUUGCCUUGCCAAUGAUUAUCCAAUAUUGGGCAACAACCCGCACCUAUUGCAUAUUCGGAACCUAUUACAUAUGCCCCCCAUGUUGCCAUGAAAGGGAAGCACAAACAUUUAUAUUUUUUCGUGCACGGUAAAUACUGGCUGCUUUUGCAUGUAGCCCACAGAUGUUAGCUUUAUUUGAACACUACAAUUUCAAUUUGCUGCUUGGACACACAUCAGCCAAAUCUACCUCUCUCUCUCUGCACGUUACAUCCGCCCCACCAGCAUUGCAACAUGGUUUUGUCCGGGUGCACAGUUGCCUGUAUGUUUUUGUUUUUUUGCUUUACUUCCAAAUAAGAAUCAGGCUUCGUCAGCAAAUUGCCCCUGUUCAAAACUACAAGCAUUUCUAUCUUGCUCAUUUAAUAUCUCCCUGCACCACCCAAAAACUAUAUUGUGGAUUUUAUAACAAUUUAGUGUUAAGGCCAACAAUGUGCAGUUGUUAGCCAAUCAGAAAUCAGCUCUCCUAGUAGCCUACUGUGGCUAAACUACCUGUUUGGUUGCUAUCGGCUACAGCUUGUGUCUUGUCUAUUUUAUAGACGUUCUUCCGAAUGUAUCCACCGCUCUUGUGCCUAACGUGGUACAGGUUGAGUAUCCCAUAUCCAAAUAUCCGAAAUACGGAAUAUUCCGAAAUACGGACUUUUUUGAGCGAGAGUGAGAUAGUGAAACUAUUGUUUUCUGAUGGCUCAAUGUACACAAACUUUGUUUAAUACACAAAGUUAUUAAAAAUAUUGUAUUAAAUGACCUUCAGGCUGUGUGUAUAAGGUGUAUAUGAAACAUAAAUGAAUUGUGUGAAUGUACACACACUUUGUUUAAUGCACAAAGUUAUAAAAAAUAUUGUCUAAAAUUGCCUUCAGGCUGUGUGUAUAAGGUGCAUAUAAAACAUAAAUGCAUUCUGUGCUCAGAUUUAGGUCCCAUUACCAUGAUAUCUCAUUAUGGUAUGCAAUUAUUCCAAACUACGGAAAAAUCCGAUAUCCAAAAUACCUCUGGUCCCAAGCAUUUUGGAUAAGGGAUACUCAACCUGUAUGUGUAAGUCUGUCACAGAUACUGCACCCACUACACGAAUGAUUGUGCCAUGUCUACUUAGCAUUGUAUGUCUGAGACACUGUCAGACGGGUCUUACAUGGAAUGUACAUUGAGAACCAUGUAGCCAUGUGGCUUCUUUAUGAUCAAUAAAAAAAAUAGUUAAUAUUUAAUAA
This is a messenger RNA of Pseudophryne corroboree (corroboree frog), 13195 nucleotides long. It is a transcript of the gene NES, whose product is annotated as nestin. The record is from RefSeq and is a predicted model, not a curated record. Gene Ontology annotation, molecular function: CCR5 chemokine receptor binding; intermediate filament binding. NCBI's taxonomy places the organism in Eukaryota, Metazoa, Chordata, Amphibia, Anura, Myobatrachidae. Gene Ontology annotation, cellular component: intermediate filament. Gene Ontology annotation, biological process: positive regulation of intermediate filament depolymerization. The transcript is spliced from 4 exons. Bases 125 to 10201 code for a protein of 3358 amino acids.